This is a messenger RNA of Penicillium odoratum, 1041 nucleotides long. RefSeq lists its product as uncharacterized. NCBI's taxonomy places the organism in Eukaryota, Fungi, Ascomycota, Eurotiomycetes, Eurotiales, Aspergillaceae. The coding region runs from base 1 to 1041 and encodes 346 amino acids. The transcript is spliced from 2 exons. The record is from RefSeq and is a predicted model, not a curated record.
AUGGCUCACCUGGGGCGCGUCAUGCGACGGCUUGAGUCCUUUCGAAAACUCGAUACCAUGCAUACUGACUCCUCGUCUACCACGACAGAAGCGCCACAGGUCAAUCUCCCCCAUGUGGACACACAGCUAAACAUGCACCUCAAUGGCUUUUUUGAAGACUCUGUUGAUGGGGUAAUGGGGGUUGAGAAUGGAGCUGAUCACAGUCUGACGGAUUCUACCAAUUCACCGCCCCAACCUUCCAAUCCCUCCGAAAGCUCAAACUUCACCCCCGAAGCCCCUACAGAAUGGUCCGCCGUUGGCCACGCCGCUACCGGCAAAUCCGGACGUGUCAUCCAUAAUUUACAAGAAGAGAUCGCGCGCCUAACCCGCGAGUGCAGCCUCUACCGCUCCCGCGCCGAAGAAACCCAGCGCUCGAACGAAGCCCUCAAGAUCCAAGCCCAAAACAUGAACGAGCGCCUCCGGAACUUAGAACAAGUCAACGAGACAAAUUUAAACUCCAUCGCCCGGAAAGACCGCAAAAUCGAAGACCUCCGCGCCGAGCACGCGGGCGAGCGAAACAAGCGACAAGACGCCGAAGAAAACGCUAGCCGGACGAACGAGACCAUGCGGGAAGAGCGUGAGAAUCACCACCGGGAGCAAGCGCGGACACAGGAGAUAGCCAAGUACCACGAGACACAGUACGAGGUUUUAUCUAGUAUGACGAAGCGGGAUAAAGCCGAGCUCACCCGAAGGGUACAAGCGCUAUGGACCGAAUUGCAGGCAAUAGCGGAGGCGCAAAAGACUCAGGUGGUGUGUGCGGAGCGGCUCGAUGUCCUUGCCGAUCAAAAGAACCGGGAAAUUGAGGGAUUGAAGGAGGUGCAUGAGAAGUUGUUGGAGAAUCAUACAGAAUACAAAAAGAUGAAGGAUGAAGAGCUACGGGGGAUAAUUGAGCGGGCUCAUGCCAACAAUGCUGAGAUUGAUGCUGCUAUAAAGUCCCUGAAGCAGACAGAAUCAGAGAUGAAGUGGGCUAUUCAAUUGAAUAAAAACCAGGUUCAUAAUUGA